This is a messenger RNA of Theileria parva strain Muguga, 955 nucleotides long. It is a transcript of the gene Trmt61a, whose product is annotated as tRNA methyltransferase complex GCD14 subunit family protein. Gene Ontology annotation, cellular component: nucleus; tRNA (m1A) methyltransferase complex. Lineage: Eukaryota; Apicomplexa; Aconoidasida; Piroplasmida; Theileriidae. The transcript has 7 exons. Gene Ontology annotation, biological process: tRNA methylation. The record is from RefSeq and is a predicted model, not a curated record. The coding region runs from base 1 to 939 and encodes 312 amino acids.
AUGAAGAUUGAGCCUGGAGAUCCUGUAAUCCUGUUCUCAGGACCUAAUAAUAUUUAUUUUUCUCAAAUUCCAAAAGAAGAUCAGAAAAUCCCUAACAAGCAAUCCGAAGCCAAUGUAAAAAACAAGAGAUUAAUACAUAAUAAAAAAGGAAUCUUCGAUCUAGCUUCUUGUAUAGGAAAAUUUUAUGGACAAAAAUUAUUCUGGGAUGAGAAUAAUAAAAAACACUGGGUUGUAUUACUUAAACCUACUCCUGAACUUAUCACUAAAUCCAUAAUACAUCGAACACAAAUCUUAUAUAGAGCUGAUAUAUCAUUAAUCGUAUUAUUACUUGAUUUAAUGCCUGGGAAGCGUGUACUUGAAUGCGGCACUGGUUCUGGUUCCUUAAGUUACGCUUUAGCUUCUUCAGUUGCUCCUAAUGGCCAUGUUUUUACUUUUGAUUUUCAUCCACAACGAAUUCAAUAUUCCAUGGAUUUAUUCGAAAAAACAAAAAUUUCCGAUUUGAUAACUGUAACUGAGACUGAUGCAUAUUCUGAUAAUGCGUUUUUGGUCAAUGAUCCAACUCAUUCAGUCACUGAACACUCAAUUGAUUCUGUUUUCUUAGACAUUCCAUCGCCUUGGAAUUGUAUACAUAAUGUUACAAGCGUUAUUAAGCAUUUUGGGAAGUUAGUGAUUUUUAUACCAUCAAUAGAACAGUGUAAUAAAAUAACAGAGUGUUUACACAGUAGCGGUUACAUGCUUAUUCGAACAUUCGAAGUUUUAACAAAGCCCUGGGGAAUCAGCUUUACAAACUCUGAUACCGCCGAUUCAGACGAUGAGGAUCCAGUUGUUACUGGUAAGCAGGUGGAUAAUACUGAGAAUUUGGGAGAAUAUGUAAAUUAUCAAUUGCCACAGUUUAACCAUACAGGAUACAUUACAGUAGCAACAUCUAACAUAUAUUAAUGUUAUACUAAAUCGA